CAAAAACAAAAAACUCCUUCACCAUUCACCCCAGCACCAAUUUCGCCCACUUACCAGGCUCUCUCUCUCUCCUCCCUCUCUCUCUACUUUUUUUUUCCUAUCCUCUUCAACGCCUCUCACCUUCCUCUUCAUCCCUUCUCCCAGGUGCAUAAAUAUUUUCUUACACAGAGAUAUAUAGCUAGUAAAUUUUUGUGGGUUCUGACCAACGAAUUUGCUGAAUUUAUUAUAAACAUGGAGUACUGCAUUGAGGCAAAAGCGCUGAAGCCCAGUUUCUUCUCGGAAUACGCCGUGAAGUCGACCCAGCCGGCCACUUUCUUCGACGAAUAUAUGUGUGCCAACGGAAUUAGCGGCGUCUCGUGCGACGAUUUUUCCGUUGACGUUUUCCUUGACCUCUCCAACGAGGAAUUGUUGAAGGAGGAAUUUGUUGAGGAAGAGUCUGAGGAGGAAGAGAAGGAUUCUCUCUCUGAUUCUUCUCAGGACAGAGCGGUGGAAGAUGAUGGCUUCAAUUGCUCGACGUUUUCCGGCAGUUUUGACUGUGGGUCUAUCUCCGCCGGCGAAUUAUCCGUUCCGGUUGAUGAUUUAGAGCACCUUGAAUGGUUGUCUCUAAUUGUGGACGAUUCGGCCUCAGAAUUAUCCCUUUUAUGUCCAACCGGUACUUUCAAGGAGAAUACCAAGAACCGGUUGGAACCGGUUAGCAGACCGCCGAUUCAGAGAACUCCGAUCCUUUGUUUUCCGUCACCGGUUCCGGCUAAGGCAAGGAGCAAACGGUCGAGGUCAAGCGGCGGUGCUUGGUCGCGUGCCUCGUCGUCGCUCAGUGAGUCAUCGUCGACGCCUACGUCUUCAUGCGGGUCUUCUCCAACAUCCGUAAUGUCUUUCUCGAACCCGGUUCGGGCUGCGGACUUGAUUCUCGAACCGGUUGUGAAGAAGCAGAAGAAGAGACCGGCGGCGGAAGAAACCGGUGGGGAGACCGGAGGUGGGUUUCUCGAACCGGUUGUGAAGAAGCAGAAGAAGAGACCGGCGGCGGAAGAAACCGGUGGGGAGACCGGAGGUGGGUCCCAGACGCAGCGGCGCUGUAGCCAUUGCCAGGUUCAGAAGACCCCACAGUGGCGAACUGGUCCACUUGGUGCUAAAACCCUAUGUAACGCUUGUGGGGUUCGCUACAAGUCCGGUCGGCUUUUCCCAGAGUAUAGGCCGGCUUGUAGCCCAACUUUCUCCGGUGAUGUCCACUCAAACAGCCACCGGAAGGUGUUAGAAAUGCGGCGGCAGAAGGACGUUCCCGGAACCGAGUCCGGGUUGACUUUUGGGGUUACGAGUUUUUGAGACUAACGUAGACCGUUAGAACCCGGUUCGCUAGUUGUUGUAGUCCUUUUCCAAUAUAUUUUUUAUUUACGGUAGUGAUAGUGUUAACAUUUUAGUGGUUAGUAUAAGCUAUGAUAGUCUAAUAUUGCUCCAUCAACUCAAACUUUAGAUCUUUUUCUCGGAGACAAAAGGUCCUCUCCACGACGAGCCGGGCUAGAGCAUGUGUCAUUCUGGUAGUAUGAUUUUGGUGGGAUGUAGCGAAUGUGAUAUUUGUAACGUAAUUUAGUGAGGGUUUUUUUGGACAAUUUAGUCCUUUUUCUAGGGUUAGAGUAUCAAUUUAUUGUAAUAGUCCUUGAGUUUAGUUGGAUGAAGAAUGGAAAUUAAAUAGGGUCAAUUCAAUUUA
Molecule: messenger RNA, 1702 nt
Organism: Rhododendron vialii
Lineage: Eukaryota; Viridiplantae; Streptophyta; Magnoliopsida; Ericales; Ericaceae
Product: GATA transcription factor 5-like
Exons: 2
Coding region: 232-1320 (362 amino acids)
Biological process (GO): positive regulation of DNA-templated transcription
Cellular component (GO): nucleus
Molecular function (GO): zinc ion binding; sequence-specific DNA binding
Source: RefSeq, a predicted model, not a curated record